Molecule: messenger RNA, 1252 nt
Organism: Cataglyphis hispanica
Lineage: Eukaryota; Metazoa; Arthropoda; Insecta; Hymenoptera; Formicidae
Gene: Zip102B
Product: zinc transporter ZIP9
Exons: 5
Coding region: 331-1161 (276 amino acids)
Biological process (GO): zinc ion transport; transmembrane transport
Cellular component (GO): membrane
Molecular function (GO): metal ion transmembrane transporter activity
Source: RefSeq, a predicted model, not a curated record
GUCAAUGCUCAAGAUCAAUUCGCAAAAAACAUUUAGAAUUGGUCUAUUAAUCAGUCUGUUGCUUUUGUAGGCUCUUGUAGAUUUUUGUGACUAAGUUAAUCGAUAUCAAUAAAUAUUGCAUAUAAAUCAGUGAAUUAUAUCUUACAUAUAUUUUGAUCUCCCAUAAAAAAUUAUUACAUUGGCAUGAUAGAUUAGUGUACGACUUAGGCAAGUUUAUAAUUUGAUUGACAGUUACUCAAUUAUUUCAUCUUGAUGUUUGACACAUAUUUUAUUCGUUAACAACAUAUAAUAAUGUGGAAAAUUAAUAAUUUCCAUCGAUAUUAAAUAAAAAUGGAGGAGAGAGCAAUGCUAUGGAUGCUUUCUCUCGUUAUGUUUCUUGGCUCUUGCGUAGCAGGAUCAUUGCCAUUAGUUAUAAAUUUGUCAGAAGAUAAGUUACAAUUAGUAUCAAUAUUAGGAGCAGGACUUCUCGUUGGUACUGCAUUAGCAGUGAUUAUACCUGAGGGUAUAAGAGCAUUAUUCACUGGUGGAAUUUCUAAUGAAAAAGGAUUAUAUAGUGAUUUACAUUCUUUAAUUGGAAUUAGUUUAGUACUUGGUUUUGUAUUUAUGCUUUUGAUCGAUCAAUGUUCAGCUAGAAAAAGCGGAGGAAGACAAAAAAGUAUUACAGCAACUUUAGGUCUUAUAGUACACGCAGCUGUUGACGGAGUUGCAUUGGGAGCUGCCGCUACUACAUCUCAAGCUGAUGUUGAAGUGAUAGUUUUUUUCGCAAUAAUGUUGCACAAAGCACCAGCUGCAUUUGGACUCGUGUCUUUUCUUCUUCACGAAGGUGUAGAUAGAAAGAAGAUAAGCAGACACUUAUUAAUAUUUUCUCUUGCGGCACCAUGUCUCGCACUUGUGACAUAUUUUGGAAUUGGAAAGGAAGGAAAAGAAACGUUGAGUAGUGUCAAUGCGACUGGUUUGGCUAUGUUGUUUAGCGCUGGAACAUUUCUUUACGUAGCCACUGUACAUGUUUUGCCAGAAUUAAUGACAAGAAACAAUAAUUAUUCACAUUUGUCAAACAUGGAGAGUACAACGUCUGUAACUGGACUUAAAGUUAAAGAAAUAUUAUUCUUGGUAAUAGGAUCAUUUUUACCCGCGUUGAUUACAACUGGACAUCAUCAUUGAUUAAAAUAAGUACUAAAUAAUAAGUAUAAAAAGAAAAGUUUCUUUUACAUCUGUAAUGUUUAAAAACAUUAUUAUUCUAACUUAUAAAAUA